Molecule: messenger RNA, 800 nt
Organism: Didymodactylos carnosus
Lineage: Eukaryota; Metazoa; Rotifera; Eurotatoria; Philodinida; Philodinidae
Source: the annotation of a GenBank genome assembly
UGCGGAAAACCGUAGGAUUACACAAUAUUUGAGGCCUUCAAAUUUAGAUCUUUAAGUGCCAAAAUUUUCUUUACUUCAGUUCUUCAUGUCACCACUUUACAAACAAAGCAAAGAUACGUGAUUACAUCCGAGAAUGUCAUCCAAAUCUGAAAACGAUCUAUGUUGAACCAGCAUUCUACAUACAAAAUUGGCAGUCACCUCUAACGGGGAUGACGCAGCGUUCUUCCGACGGUACGAUUGAAUUCCUCUUACCACUUACGAAAGCAGAUACAAUCGUUCAUCAGAUUGAUAUCACAGAUUUUGGUAAGAUCGUCGCUGCAAUUUUGGAAGAUCCGGAGAAAUUAGUGAACAAAGAGAUCUGUGCAUGCGGUGAAGCGAUCAAAUUUAAAGAUAUUGCAAGGGUGUUUACACAAGUUACGGGCAUCCUAUCAAAAUGUAGAACACUGAGUGACGAAGAAUGCCGUCAACGCGCGAAACAUUUUCCUAAAGAUAUACAAGAUGAGUUCAUAUCAAGUAAACAGUGGGCUGAAGAAUACGGGUAUUACGGAAAAAAGACAGAUAGUGAAUGGGAUUCAGGCAAGAAAUUGGUUGAGAAAAAUGGUGGGAACAUGAAUACAUUUGAAAGGUUUUUAAAGAAAACGGGUUGGACAGGACCAGAAAAGGAAUCAUCAAGACUUCGUAAUCAAGUAUAUUCUUCUCGUACAGAUGAACUAGACGAAUUAUCGGAAUCACCACUCGCUGAAGGGUUAAAAGAAUAUCGUGGAUGUUCAAAAAAGCGUUUAACCAACCUCCAUAAUUGA